AUGCGUGGCCUGGGGGAAUGUGCCAGCACCUCCAAGUCCAUGAUCACCGCCGUUCAGAUUCGCCUCACUGGCAGCCACAUCCUGAUAUUGGAACCUGUGGCCAUGCUACCUUAUGCUACCUUACAGGAAAUACAGGGCUUUGAUGUAAUGAAGGAUCUUGAGCCGGCCUCGGUUGGAUCGGAUGAGGUCACAGGCCCUUGUGAGGUGUGGGGUCGCGCGUGCCACCUCAGUGCUUUCCAGGCAGCGCCCAGGCGGCAGGUGCUCGCCAACUCGCCAACUCGGCUGAUCGGGGAGCCUGGGGACGACGACCCAGCUGGACCCUUCAGGCAGUUCCAUGGGCGGAGCUUCGGGCUGAUCAGAAACAUUGAAACCAAGAAAUACUGCAAGAUUUCUAAAACCACAAGGAAGAAAAUUUCACCUGAAACUACUAAGGGUUUCAUCCCAGAAUAUAAAAGAAUAUAUGAAACAUCAUUAUUCCUGUAUAGUGAAGAAAAAUCCACCGAGGUUUCAGGAUCAAAAAAAUUCAGGAGAAAGAAAAGUUUACAAGUACAGCUUCAUAGUGAAAGAACUGAGAUUGCCUCUUCCUCUAUGAAGCCAUCAAAGGAGAAGAAGACCAGGAAAGAAAGCACUUUAUACAAGUUGCCAUGUCACAAGACUUCAUCACCUCUGCGUCCGACUCCCUCAUUAAUUCGGAAAAAGGAGAUGACUUCUAACCUCUACCUCACAUUAUACGAACAAAUGCCUGAGGAAAUUUUAAAAUACCAAGAGUUAAAUGCACUUCAGAAAGCCUGCUUAAUUUUUAGUAAAGUUCGCGAGGGGAAGGUUUACGUGAACGAUUUGACCACCGUUCUUCACCCCUUGAAGGUGUCUAUGAGUCACUCAGAAAUGCUCCAGGUGCUGAAGACUGUUGACAUUGAUGAAUUUCAAAAUGCCUUGAGGAAUUUUUCUAAGGUGAAAAGUGGUCGCGUGCCCGUUGAUGAAGUUGCUGCUUUUUUGGAUAGCAUGGAAAUCCAAGUGGACCCUGAGAUGCUCAGGGAUGUGAUGAGUCACUCUUAUGUGGACAGUAACCACACUGUGGACAUUGGAGACAUUAUAUUUGUGUUGGAUGAACUGCAACGCCAGUAUGAAGAUGUUUCAAUUAUGGAUGAAGCUACUUCAAGUAAAAGACCAUCAUAUGCACCAGGAUAUCACCCACAACAUAAGAAGAAAGUCAGUUCAUAUUCCAGAUUGAUUGAACCUUUCCCAUCAAAAAAGCCAAGUGUAGCUCCCCUCCAGCACCACAGCAGAGACUCGGAGAAACACGAGGAGCCGGAACUUAAACGAUCAAAACCUUCUUUACAAGCAAGAAGAUCGUCAAGCAGGACUGACAGCGAUUAUGUGGGAAUUCAGGAAGCAACGGUUCAUGAUUUGGAGUCUGAAUCACCUACCUUGAAGAGUACUUCAAGCCUCAAUAAGCUCCCCAGUAAAAGUGAUACCUCUGGCGGCUCAAAACUUCAGAAGCUAACUGUGAGAAAGCAGCCCAGCACCCCAAAACUAGUUUCAUCUAAGGAAAAAGCUGCAGUCAGCGCCUUAGAAAAUGUCCAUGACACUAUCAAUAAACUCCAAGGAAGUUACAUUUCUCCAGAAGAACUUCAGUCUGCACUUCCCUCAGUAGGGGUUACUAUAUCGGAAAAAGACUUCCAGAAGGUCGUGCCCGAGGCCACUGAAACCGAAAGUGGAAUGGUGAAUUUAGAUGACUUUAUUGUGGCAGUCUCCAAGGAACACAAUUUUUCUGAAUAUGAUGCACUGAAAGAUGCCAUUAAAACCAUUAAUAAAAUUCAGGAUGAAAAUGUUGCUUAUGAGGAUCUGGAAACUUGUCUUCAAAGUCUUGGAGUUUACCUUCCUAAGUCAGAACUAAAGAAGAUCAAAGAAUUAGCUAAACUUGAUGAAACAAAGAACGUGAAUUUUAAAGAAUUUAUUGAUACCAUGAUGAAGAACACGGAAUCCUUCUCUAAAAAUUUAUUGUUGCCAGAAACUAUUGAGCUGCUGAACAAUCUCAGCAAGGACCAGAUGGAUAUUUCUUCUCUAUGGGACAGGCUGUCCAGUCAGAAUAGUCAUCUAAAAAAGGACGAAUUCUUAGAUGCAGUGAACUUAACAACAGUUGAUGGUGACAAAGUACAACUUGAAGAAUUUUCAAGAGUGGUAAAGGAUAUGCACGAUGCCUUAAGGCUAAAAGAGCUGCAGAAUAUCGCGUCAGCCCUCAAUUCCCUCGGUGGUGAGAAGAUAGCCAGGAAGCAGUUGGAGGAUUUCCUGCAGAAUCUUGGGAUUACAUUAUUUAAAGACGAAGUGGAGAAAAUCCUUCAGUCAGACAUUGUUUCUGAAGAUAACAUGGUGAAUGUUAAAGACUGUAUAGAAGCAUUGAGAGACACUUCAAAAUUUUCAAACUUCACUGAUCUUAGAAAAGAAGCCUUAUCUUUAAACAUGAAACUACCAACAGUAAGUGAGAUCAAAGAAGCUGCUGACAUCUUGUCACAUGUUGACGGCAAGAUCACUGUGUCUGACUUGAAGCACGCCUUGAAGUAUUUGGGCGUUAGUUUAUCUGAAGAGGACGUAAGCGAAGCUCUUAAACAUUGUGAUACCACUGAUAACACGGAGGUGAACUUAAAAGAUUUCUUAAUGGAAAUUAAAAAUACUCCAAGUUUUAAAGAUUCUGUAGUCACACAGCUACUCGUAACCACUCCCCAAGUCCUCAAGGAUGAUCUGCUUGAUGUCUCUGACUUCAAGAAGCUACUGCUGAACGAUGACCUGCGUUCCGCUGAAGCCAUGCUGAGCGAAGUGUUGAAAGCUAUUCCUGAGCGUGAAGAAGGCAAAGUUCCUAUUGAAGAUUUUGUGGCCAAGUUCUUGGAUACUUUGACAAUUCUAAACUCUGAAGCCUGCCCUUCCUCCUGA
Acomys russatus (golden spiny mouse) is the source of this 2928-nucleotide messenger RNA. It is a transcript of the gene Efcab13, whose product is annotated as EF-hand calcium binding domain 13. The coding region runs from base 1 to 2928 and encodes 975 amino acids. Lineage: Eukaryota; Metazoa; Chordata; Mammalia; Rodentia; Muridae. The record is from RefSeq and is a predicted model, not a curated record. Gene Ontology annotation, molecular function: calcium ion binding. The transcript is spliced from 25 exons.